Molecule: messenger RNA, 1516 nt
Organism: Schizosaccharomyces octosporus yFS286
Lineage: Eukaryota; Fungi; Ascomycota; Schizosaccharomycetes; Schizosaccharomycetales; Schizosaccharomycetaceae
Product: hexitol dehydrogenase
Exons: 1
Coding region: 315-1397 (360 amino acids)
Biological process (GO): D-sorbitol catabolic process
Molecular function (GO): L-iditol 2-dehydrogenase (NAD+) activity; zinc ion binding
Source: RefSeq, a predicted model, not a curated record
AAUAGAAUGAGAUGGGACUAAAAGAAUGAGCAAAUAUUAACUACAAGACAUUCUCCGUUUUCAUUGUUUUCCUAUACCGUGUGUGUGUGUCUGUUUUUUUUUCAAAAUUUACAUUUCUGGUUUAUCAGACAGUCAGUCGUAUUGUACUGUGAAACGGAUCCGAUAUAUUGGAAAAGCAUUUAUUUAGUAGAGUAAUUUUCGAUUUGGUUAAUUUCUAUUUCUUUUGGGUUUCUGUGACUUUUUACUUUCUUCUUGCUUGAUUCUCAUUCGAUUCUUGUUUUCUUUUUGGUUGAAUCUAGCUUUCGUUUUACAUUAUGGCUACACAAAAAGCAUUCGUCUUGCGCAAGCAAAUGGAUACUGCGAUCGAAGAACGCCCAGAUGAUGUAGUGAAUGGAUACCACGAUGUGAAAGUGGCUAUCAAGGCCACAGGGAUCUGCGGAAGCGAUGUCCAUUACUGGAAGCAGGGUGGAAUUGGCGACUUUAUCCUCAAAAAACCCAUGAUUCUCGGUCACGAAAGUGCCGGCAUCGUCGUGGAAGUCGGAAAGGGUGUUCGUUCAGUCAAGCCAGGCGAUCAUGUUGCCGUCGAACCUGGUAUUAUUUGUCGUCACUGUGAAUUUUGUCGUGAAGGCCGAUACAAUUUAUGCCCACACAUGCAAUUCGCUGCUACUCCACCUUACGACGGAACUUUGCGCACUCAUUUUAUCGCCCCCGAAGAUUUCUUAACAAAACUCCCUCCUCAGGUAGCAUUGGAUGAGGCUGCCAUGUUUGAGCCAUUGAGUGUGGCUAUCCACUGUUGUACCCGAGCCAACUUGCGCGCUGGCUCUCGCGUUUUGGUCAUGGGGUGUGGUGCCGUUGGUCUCUUAUUGAUGGCCGUUGCUAAGGCUUAUGGCGCUUCUGACAUUGUGGCAGUCGAUACUUCUGCUUCUCGAGUCGAAUUUGCCCAAAAAUAUGCUGGCGCUCUCCCAUUCACCCCCAUUGAGACUCAUGCCAAUGAGUCAUUACCUGAUUAUGCCCGACGCUACCGAAAUGCCAUCGUCGACAAAUAUGGUGAAUUCGAUUUUGCCGUCGAUGCUACUGGUGUAGAGAUUUGUAUCCACACAGCCGUCUUGUGUUUGAAGCCAGGCUCCACUUUUGUUCAAGCCGGAAACGGUAAACCUGUUAUUCAAUUUCCAAUCAAUCACAUUGUAAACAACGAACUUAAUAUCCUUGGAAGCUUCCGUUACCGUGCUGGUUGCUAUGAUCAAGCCGCUUAUUUGGUAUCGAGUGGUCUCGUUAAGCUCAGACCUCUAAUUACCCACAAGUACAAGUUUGAGGAUGCUUUAGAAGCUUAUAAGAAAACCGCUAGUGGUGAGAAGGGUGUCAUUAAAGUGAUCAUCGAAGGUCCUGCCACACAAUAAGCAAUUGCUUGAUGAGUUCCUUUUUCUUUUCCUUUACCUGACAAUACCGGUUUUGACAACUACUUUCCCUAUGAUAUUCUAUAUACUCGACGAAUACGAUUGCUAAUGUUUGUUACGUG